CAAACACAACUAAAUUGUUCGCCGUGGUGAGAAGUCCGUCGCGGAAUUUCUCUCGCAAUCGAAAAAACAGAAAAAUCAUUUUCAACUCUCAAGCUCAAGUAGACCAUCUGUAACAAAAGAAAAUUCAUUUACCCGAGUUUCUCUUCUCGCAUAACGUUUUUCCUAUCGAGUGCUCGGUUUUGCUUACGCAGAGAAAAAAGCCAAUUAAAAACUCCAAUCAAGUGAAAAUAUCAAAUCUAGAAAAACAUUUUUAAAUCAAAAGAAGAAGAAAAAGAAAACUACGCAACUUCCCAGCCCAUAACAGGAAAAAGGCAAAAACAAAAACCACUCAACUCGAGCGCUCUUGAAUUAAAUAUCGAUCGAGUGGAAUUUAGAAAAUAAAAAGAAAGAAGAAGAAGAACGAACGAGCACCCAAAUUAACUCGUGCGUAUGUGUGUGUGGGGGGAAAAACAAAAACAAACGUCAGCCGCGAAGCAAAACGUCAAAUAAACGCGUUAUUUUUGUUGUUGUUAAAAAGUGAAGAAGCAGGAAAAAAAAGAAAACGAAUCGGAAGACGUUCACAGUGGUGGAGAAGCAAAGAAAUAAAAGAAAAAAUUGUGUGCCCCAAAACCAAAAGUUUCUCUACUGAAUUCCUCCUUGAUUUAGAUCAACAAAAAGAAAUAAAUAAAAUGAAUUGAAUUAAAAUUAAAAUUAAGAAAUAAAGUUUCAUAAAGGAAUUGCGUUAGUUUUGUUUUUUUUUUUUUGUUUCUAAUCGAGUCGAGAGUCCAAAUCCGUCACGGAAAUUCCAAUAUCCAGUGAAAAGAGAAGAGUUUCUUGAAAGUGCUGAUAAAGAAUUUUCUCAAGUGAAAUAGUUUUGCAUUAAUUUAUUUUUGUUGUCUGUUGUUUAUCCUUGUUCCGCAUCUCUGUUGUUUCCCAGAGGAGGACUCAUCAUCUUAAUCUUUUCCGUUUUAUAUAAGAAGAAAAAAGUUUUUACAGGGGUAGGGGAGUGGCAAAGGCAAAGGAAAAGCCAAAAAGAUAAGCCACCGUUAAGCUUAAGGAACAAAAACACCAAACCAACCAAGGAUUCGCAUGAAAAUUAAGCACGGAUCGAUGCAAUGAAUAUUGUCGGAGACUAUGAAUACAGUACAAAAGAUAUGCUCGGCCAUGGGGCCUUUGCUGUCGUCUACAAAGGUCGACACCGCAAGAAAUCCAGUUUCCCAGUGGCCAUUAAAUGCAUCACUAAGAAGGGUCUAAUCAAGACACAAAAUCUCCUUGGAAAAGAAAUAAAAAUCCUCAAGGAAUUAACCGAGCUGCAUCAUGAGAAUGUCGUUGCUUUGUUGGACUGUAAAGAGUCACAGGACUGUGUCAAUCUUGUUAUGGAGUAUUGUAAUGGAGGAGACUUAGCUGAUUAUCUAAGUGUACAAGGCACUCUAAGUGAGGAUACAGUACGAUUGUUUUUAAUACAAUUGGCUGGUGCUAUGAAAGCCCUCUACACCAAGGGAAUCGUUCAUCGUGAUCUCAAACCCCAAAAUAUAUUACUCUCGCAUAGUUAUGGAAAAUCAUUGCCGCAGCCCUCAAAAAUAACGCUUAAAAUUGCCGAUUUUGGAUUUGCUCGAUUCCUUCAUGAUGGUGUUAUGGCAGCUACACUCUGUGGAUCUCCAAUGUAUAUGGCUCCUGAGGUUAUAAUGUCUUUACAAUAUGAUGCCAAAGCAGAUCUCUGGUCUCUGGGAACAAUUGUAUAUCAAUGCUUAACCGGAAAGGCACCAUUUUAUGCUCAAACCCCAAAUGAAUUGAAAUUCUAUUACGAACAAAAUUCAAAUUUGGCACCAAAAAUGCCAAAUGGUAUUUCACCGGAAUUGAGUGAUUUACUAUUGGGUUUGUUGCGCCGCAAUGCCAAGGACCGUAUUUCAUUUGAAAGCUUUUUCAAUCAUCGAUUCUUGCAGGGACUUAGGCAAGCACAGCAGGCAGCAGUUGAUAUGCCACCAUUGGGAACCAAUCUUACACCGCCCAAAACUCCAAGUCCUUUACAAAAUAAAUUGGAAAAAUCUCCAAGUACAGAAUCACAGGUAGAAAAUCCAGCCAUUAUAGCCACAAUAACAAAUGUCGGCAUUUUAUGUGACAGUGAAGCAAAUAGCGGUUCAUCAAGUAGUCCUGAAGAUUCUGAUGAUUUUGUCUUAGUGCCGAAGAAUCUUCCAGAAGAUCAGAAUGUCGUAGAAUAUGAAAAGAAGCACAACACACGCAUGCAGCCCCAGAAUCCUCAAUCCAGUCCUCCACGACCUAGCAGUCUCCCAAUUUCAGAGCCCAAACCUGUUCCAGCUCCAGUACGACGACAAUCGACGGCCAAUGCUAACAACACCAACAACACUAAUGCCACCAACACUACUACAGCUGUUGAUAAAUUGCGACGUCAAGAUUCGGCUCCGUCGUCAAAGAAUUUGCAAGCUGUUGCUGCUGCGGCUGCUGCUGCUACUGCUACCACUACAUCUCCAAAUCCGAUUCCACGUUCGCAGCCGAUAAGUGUCAAGCGGCCUGAGCAUCGCAGCUCUGUGAGCAGCGAUAUCAAUUCCAUUUCACCGCCAGCAGUGCAGUUUGCUAUUGGAACACCUCCAAGUCGUCUCAGAUCGGCCUCUGGAGGAUCACUCUCAGAGACACCACCACCAACGGCACCAUGCACGUGGCAGGUGAGCCCUGGCGCUCUGACACAAUCACCACUGCGACGAUCUGGCAACAGUUCACCCGUCCUUCCAUCGACUUUGACCAAGCUUCCAACCUUGGGCAGUCCAACUCUGGUGAUCAAUAGUGGCAGCGGUGGCAGUACUGGCAGUGGCAGCAGCGAGAACAACAAUCAUCCUCAUAUGCUGGGACAGCGGGCAUUCACACUGCCCGAAUUGGGCCCUACCGGUGGGCUGCCAAGUCUGUUGGACACGAACAACUGUGACGGACAGACAAUUCCAUUCCAAGCACCAGAACUGUCUGAGGAGACGCUCAUGGACCGUGAGCACAAUGAGACAUUGUCCAAAUUGAACUUCGUCCUUGCCCUCACCGAUUGCAUACAGGAAGUAGCCGACUCGAGGUGUGCUCCUUUGUCGGCGCUUAUGUCGGCCACAGAGCAACAAAUCCCACCGCAUGCUCCCGAGCAUUGUAAGAGAGUAGAGCGACUGGUGCUGCUGGUGAGGGCGUUGCAGUUGUUGUCUUCCGGAUUGAAUUUGGCAUCUCAGCAGUUGCAUAGUGGUAACUUGAAGCCUUCUUCAAAUGUUAAAAAUGCACUUCUCACAAUGAACUCGAAAUAUCGUAGUAUUCUUUAUGAAUCAAAGAGGCUGAACGGAACUGGCUUGUUGCAGAAAGCAAGUGCAUUUAAUAUAACUGCUGACAAAAUUCUAUACGAUUAUGCAAUAGAUAUGUGUCAAGCUGCUGCUUUGGACGAACUCCUAAGCAAUACUAAGAAUUGCUUUGAGCGAUACAAUACCGCACAUAUUUUAUUGCAUUCGCUCGUACAGAAGUGCAAUCAUCCACAGGAUAAAAUGCUUUUGAAUAAAUAUCGUGAUGCUGUGGAAAAACGGCUCAAUAUCCUUCAGCAGCAAGGAUUCAUCUAUGUUACGGAUGAGAACUCAUAAAACAGUGCAAAUGCAAAACAAUAACUUUUUAUUUUCAUCUUGCAUUACUUGAAAGUGCAACAACAAAAGAAAAAACAAAAGUUAAAAAAAAAUGUGAUUAUGGUUAUUUUAUUAAAUUUAUAUUAAAUAACUAUUAGAAAACAAAAUAUGGCAAAUGCAUGAAAAAAAAGAAAACAAAACAAACCGUAUUCCCCACUUAUAUUUAUAACCCUAAAAGUGUAAAUAAAAAAAGAUAUAUAAAUAUAUGAAUACAAAAUUAUUAAUAUAUACAAACAAAAUACACACAUAAACACACAAAUAAAACACAAACUACAAGGAAAACAUAAAAUAUCGUUAUUGACCUAUUUCCCUUAGACAAAAAAUGAAAAACAAAAACAAACUUCUCUUUGAUUUAGUCCUUAGUUUUAAAUAUUUUUAAGUUGAAUGAAAGAAAAAUCUUAUUCUUACUUAUAUAUACAUAACAUAUAUAUUAUUACUUCAUAAAAGAAUCAUUAGAGGAAAGGGAUUUCGAAGAAAGUUUAUAAAUUCAUAUUACAUAUGUACUACAAAAAUAUUCACAACAAUUAAAAAAACAUAAACACAUCAUAUUGAAAAAGAAUAUUAUAUACUUUUUUAGUUUUAUGUCUUAUAACAAUUUAUAAAGAUUUAUAUCUCCUCCAGCGCAAUAUUAUUUCAAUUUCAGUUUCUUUAUUUGUUUAUGAUAUUUUUAUAUAUGAAUGAAUGUUUAAAUAAUAAUAAUAAUAUAAGUUGGUCAAGUUAUAUGAAAAACGAAUGACAUUUCAUAAUGUAUGUGAAAAUAAAGUGAAUGAAAAGUUUUAUGUUUAAUAUUUACGUCUAACAAAUUAAAAAAGUAAUGUAGAAGUUAAUUUAAUUACAAAACACAAAAGAAAAAAGAGUUAUUAAAGAAAAGAAAAACAUAAUAAAUUAACACCUAACCAUUAUAAUAUAGAAAUUCUAUAAUAUAUAUUUUAGUUUUAAAUUCUAAGUGAAAUGACGAGAAAAAUAAAAAAUAUAUCCUCUUUUUUGCAUUUCGUUGGUAAAAAUUUCAACUCAUAUUACAAAAACAAAAAGAUACAUUAUAACAAAUAAAUUUGUCCUAUGAAAGGUAUAUUGAACAAAAACAAAAAACAUAUAUCAUGUAAGAUACAUAAAACAUAAAAUACAAACAAAUAAAUAUGAAAACUAAAUGAAGUGUAAUUUAAA
Eupeodes corollae is the source of this 4796-nucleotide messenger RNA. It is a transcript of the gene Atg1, whose product is annotated as serine/threonine-protein kinase unc-51. Bases 1095 to 3593 code for a protein of 832 amino acids. Gene Ontology annotation, biological process: peptidyl-serine phosphorylation; autophagy; positive regulation of autophagy. Gene Ontology annotation, molecular function: protein serine/threonine kinase activity; ATP binding. Gene Ontology annotation, cellular component: autophagosome; cytoplasm. The transcript is spliced from 13 exons. NCBI's taxonomy places the organism in Eukaryota, Metazoa, Arthropoda, Insecta, Diptera, Syrphidae. The record is from RefSeq and is a predicted model, not a curated record.